UUGUAGCAACACAAAAUAAGACUCUACUUUCAUGCAGUUUUCUAACUAGUAACUAUACCAACCAUCAAAAUGAAUGCAAACAAAGCAAACACGAGUCAUUCAUUGCUAAUUCCCCCGUCAAUAUUUCAGGAGACGACGUCGUGUAGCCCGGGCUUCUUCGGCGACUGCACCCACCCAGAGGUCCAGGGUUCGGCCGGACGUAACCUGACGAGCGAAGUGGCACCAGUCGAAAGCUUCCAGAACGUCCCUAUCUUCCAGAAGAUCAAAGAAACACAACAAGACGACCCGAGGGACUACCCGGAGCCCUUCAUCCAGCAUUUUGACCCCGCCCUCGACCUCGAUUACGAUUAUGAGUAUUAUGACUCUGAUGUCGUCGAUGCCGAGCCGUCGGCCUCUAACCUGGCGAUGCGAAACAACCAGAUCAAGCGCUCGCCGGCAACGACAUGGGGCAACAGCAUGACCUCGGCAUUGUCUGCUGUGGCUUCGCUCGCCAACAUUCCGUUUGACAAUCCCUCCAGUGCUACAGACAACGGUUUAAAGCGCAUCGAAACGAAACAUGAGCCCGUUGAUCGGGCGUUUAUUGCUCGCCCUCCACGCAGGAGGCCUUCCCCUCAAAGGAAGGCCAGUGGCAGCAACGGCUUCUUCCAGAUUCCCUUCUUCCAGGGUGCUCCCAAGAAGAGCAUUGGUCCAGCAGUUAAUCAUAUCCCUGGACAUCGCCAAAACUUCAUCCAGUUUCAUCGACCUGUUCAGCAACAUCCACGACCUAAUAUCAACCAUCGUCUAGAGAAGUUCAACCCAAAUCCUGUCCAUCGUCAGCCUGUGGAUGUAUUUGAGCAGGAAGAUCCUUUCCUGCACCAUGAAGAGUCUGUUCGUCAGACAACACCUGACACCUUCAGGCCUUCUUCUCUUAUAACAGACGACCCAGAUGAUUUCCAGCCUGUCACUCCUGCAUCCAAACCACCUUCUACGGCAGCCCGGGAAUCCAAUUUCGCUCGCCCUCAUCGUGAAGCAAACCACCAGACAAGGCCAGGAGGAUCUACAAGCUUCCAGUCAUUUUCGCCAACGGGCCAAACUUUUAGUCAUGCUGGAACUCUCCCACUCCAAGAGCCGUUUGUCGUACCACAGUCAUCUCCCCGUCCGCAGGGUAGCAGCUUCCUGCCAACUCCUAAAUUCCCUAGCUCUGGUAACUUUGUCUUUAACCAACCUCCCAUACACCCUGGAAUCUUUAAUCGACCGUUGUCUCCUGUUACACCUCCACCUGGUUCUGUAUUUAGCCGUCCACCGACACCCCAACAACAUGUGCAAAAUGUCGGCCGUCCAUUUGUUCACCAUCAGCAACCACAAGUAUUCAAUCAUCCACCAACAGUCAACCAGCAGCCACAGACCUUUGCUCGACCACCUGUCUCACCAGUGCAUGGGCAAAGCUUCAGUCUUCAUAAUAACCCACAGUCUUUUGUGCGUCCCACAUUCCCACCUCACUUGCCACCAGCUGUCACUCACACAACUCAACCCCAACAUGAUCAAAUAUUCAUUCAUUCCACAUCUCCCUCUCCUCUUCCUCCUCGUCCUCCUCCUACUCCUCACCGUAUUCAUAAUUUUGGUCAACCAGUCAUUAUUCAUGAGGAAACUAGCUUCAAUCAACCAACAAGUGGCCUUCACUUUGCCCAGCUUCAUAACCCACACGAAAAUGUUCAUAGAUUCAGUAGUUCAACUUUACCACCGUUUAGGUCACCGACGCUGUCACAGCAGGAACGACCAACGCUCUCAGAGCAUCCAGUUCAACCUGCCUUUGUUCAUCCUGAACUACAUGAAGCAGUAACACCUGCUACAAUAUUGUCUAGUACACCAAGUUUUGUCCACCCAGAAAAUCCCUUUGCACCACAGGGAGCCUUCCAUUCACCUCAGCAGUUUGUACCCGAAGAAGACUUUGUUUCACCUGCUGUCCCAACUUCCAUUCCAGCUAUUCAUUCAAUUCCAGGUGUGCCAUCAGCACCUGGAACAUUUGCCUUUUCAAAAGAGAUUCUUAAGGAAUCAGAUCAACCUGCUGACCAGAUACAACAAGUAGCACCGGCAACAGAAGCACCACUCCCUGAUCAAAGACCAGCAACUAGACGGCGACCUAUUGCAAGCAGACGUCCAGGGCAAGCAGUAAGACGUCCUGGUGCUUCUCAGAGUGCACGUGAUGCAGCAAGAAUAAGGAUAAGAGGCAGAACGACGACUCCCACGCCAACUACAGUUGCUCCACUUAUAACUGGGUUAGAAAAUUCACAGUUCCACAACCAGUUCAUACCAGAAGAUGGAGGCUGGCCAAACAAUCUGCGAUUACAUCAUGAACUAGAGGGAGUGACAAAUACAGAAUUUGAGCCAGAAGAAGAUCACAGACUGGACAAUACUGGAUUUGGAGCCCCAAGUCAGAAUAAUGCCCCUAGUCAAGACUAUGAAGAUCAUAGACUGGGCAAUACUAGAUUUGGAGCCCCAAGUCAGAAUAAUGCCCCUAGUCAAGACUAUGAUGAACACAGAGGUAUUCCAAAAGAAAUUAAUGAAGUAGUUGAAGCCCCUAAAGAUUAUGAAUAUAAUGUACAAGACAGAGUUCCUGAGUAUGUGGACUACCAGGAUUACGAUAAUGUUCCAACAACAACAGCAGCAACAACAACCACUUCUACUACUACUACUACUACUACUACCACUACUACCCCAGCCCCGCAAACAACACCAAGAUUCCGUGGGCCUUUGCUUCGCCGUCGCCCAGGCAUCAGAGAACGUCUGCGUACCCGGACGACGACACCAAAGCCGACUACUGAAGGCCCAGACGAGGAUUAUGUUAAUUCCCCAGAAGUCACAAAUCCUCCCACUCAAGAGAGAACAACAACUCUCAGCCCAUUCAGACAAAGAAUUAGGGACAGACUGAAACGUCUUCGAAGUCAACCCAACAGCAACACGGAAACCACUACACCUCUAACCACCGAGAAGGAUGAGAAUAUUGUGACUUCCCCUGCACCUCCUCCAAGAGUCACAAGAAGACGCUUUGAUCCUGACAGAUAUCAAAGAUUUAGGGAGAUGAUCAGGAAAAGAAACAAAAAUAGAAUAAAAGAGAUCAAUAAUAAGAGUGAAGAAGGUUCAGAUAAUGAGGAUGAUGUAGGAGCCACUGAGAGUCCAAAUACUGAUUUUGAAGUUACAAGGCCUUCUGUACAGAAUCGACAGAUCAAUAGAUUUAGAACGGCAACUGUAGAAUCAACAGAGGAAAAUGUUCUCCUUGUUAGGGAAAUCACAGGAUCAGAUUUAGAGACUCAGGAGACCAGCCAGGAUGUAGUGAAGGAAGAAUUCCCACAAGAAGAAAAUCAAGCCACUGGAGACCCCACAUACGACGAUAAUGCUGAAGAAACAGACAACUCUGCCUAUGAGGAUUAUUCUGCUGAGCCAGAGCAACUGGAGGAGACAAGGCCUGUUGAAUCUCCUGCUCAUGAUGAUGGAAUGUCUGAUAACGAAGGCACUGAGAGGAAAAUAACAAAUCCAAAUUUUAGAGCUCGUUUUCGGGAGUUUCUGAAAAACAGAAGGGACAGAGUUAGUGCACGGUAUAGUACAACACCAUCUCCUGAAGGUGAAGAAGAGAGAGACAUAGGACCACCAAAGGAAGAUGAAGGACAUGUUGAUUUCACUCAUCAGUCUCAAGAAAGCAGAGGGAGGUCAUUUUCAAGUAGAAGCUCAGUUGAAGACUUACCAGAGAAGAGAAGCAUGAGCAUUAAAGAAAAGUUAGAAGAGAUUAGCAGGAAUCGUCAAGAGGCUCGAGCUAAACUUCUUGCAAACAGGGAGCACCUUCGUGGGGAGAGACUGAGUCGUAGGAUUCCAAUUCGGCCUGGAAGCACGAACAAGCUAUUGGGUCCUCAGAAAGACGAGACAACUAGUGACUCCGAGAUUAAUGACAAGGAAACUACACCUGAAAGUUUAGCAGGUUUCCAAUCCGUUGAAAUCACACAAGAUAAAACCAGAGAAAUCUUUGCUGAAGAAAAUGCUCAUGAUGGGUCAUCUGAGGUGCCUUCUGCCAGACCUCUUGUUCAGGUUCGAACAAAUGAAAACAGAUUUAUACCAUCCAUUGGCAAACCACUAACAGUGUUCAAAUCACAAGAAGCACCAGAGGAGGACGAACCCGUGAUUAUUACAGCUCCGCCUCCAAUUGAAGACGGUGAUGUUGUAAUGUCGGUAAGAGUUUCUGCCAAUCUGGGCGGAUCACCAAGUAAAAGCAGCAUUGAAGAGGGGAGGGAGGCGACUCUCGCUGCAGACUCUGAUGUAACUUACUCAUCCGAUCAGGUUGAGCAGGAGGAGUCGGAGGAUGAGGAUCUAAGCCUGGCCCAGUCUAAGAUUCAGGAGGUGACUUUUGAGCAGUCAGACGAAAAAUCACGCGGUAUUCAGGCAGAUCAUUCUUUGGAAUCGGAACAAGAAGUAUCAACUAGUACAACAUCAGUACCAGAUUACAUAACUUCGGUUCCCUUAACAACCACUUCCUCAGCAGCCCCAGAAUACAGAACAGAACCUUCAACCACCACUACUUCGGCAGCCCCAGAAUUCAGAACAACAGGACCCUCAACCACCACUUCUUCAGCAUUACCUUCACUUAUACCUUUGGCAUCGACGCCGUCAAUGACCAGGCCAUCGGAGGAAGAGGAGAGCGACUCCGACAGCCUGUCCAAGCCAUCCGUGCCAAGGGUUUCGAAACCAACGUUCCAGCUGCGACCGGCGGGGCACAAGAGGGAGGACGACCACGUGGCCAUCUCUGCGUCAGACUACAGCGGGGAGGACACUGUGGUCACGCCUGUGCCCUUCUUCACCAUCACCAUGUCCACGGAUGAGCCCAUGUUGCCCCUCGAAAGGUUGAUGCCCUUCUUCGGGAGACAGUGAGAGCGGUUCCUUUAGUAUUUAUAUUGUAAUAUUACGUAUCAAAUAAGACGAGAGAAGGUGUGUCUGUCUGCGUGUGUGUGAGCGAGCGAAUAGAACAUGAAUAAUAACAGUAAGGAAAAUUCGUAUCUUCCAUACACAUAUACUGUGUGUGUUUUAGUUUUGGCGUGUAUGUACACGCUCUCGUGCACAUGUACCCUUGUGUGGUUAGGGUUCAACAGGCGCUUCCAUUUUUUGACACGAUUGUUGUUUUACUCAGAUAUUUUGUACAUAUUUUUCUAUAAACCUAGAGAUUACCCAAAUAAUUUACAUGUGUUGCUAUUACUCUCUUCAGCAUAAAGGGAAAAAAUGAACUCAAGCACCUACAUCUAUACGUUUAGAUCCCCUUCCCUCUAAAAUUCUACCAUGUUUUUCUCUCUGAACAUGUAUAGUACUAUGUAAAUGAUGUGAUAUAACAAAUUCCAGAAUAAUCCUAAGAAACAAAGUUUUACCGGGUGUGGAAAAGUUCACCUAGAUUUAAAACUAGAGUUCUUUAAUCUGAUCAUUCUCUGUGCAAAUAAUAUGUGCCUUUUUGUAUAUACAAACCGUUGACCAGUAUAUUUAUCUUCUAUAUUUAUUUUUUUGUGCUGUGGUCAAACUGUACAAAUAAAUGUACUAAAAUAUA
Molecule: messenger RNA, 5554 nt
Organism: Penaeus chinensis
Lineage: Eukaryota; Metazoa; Arthropoda; Malacostraca; Decapoda; Penaeidae
Exons: 1
Coding region: 70-4893 (1607 amino acids)
Source: RefSeq, a predicted model, not a curated record